AUGGCUUCUUCUACUGCAUUUUCUACACUCACGUUGCAUGGCAGCUCACUCUCCCCCAAGACCAGAGGGGCCGUCCCUUUGAGCGACCAUGUUUGCAGCUGUUCAAAUCUCCAAUUUAAACAAUCAAUAUAUUGUAAGCCCAGUUCCCUGUCGGCUCAAAUUCCUUUUCAUCUGGGGGUUAAUGAUGGGAAAAGAUUAGAUUGGCAGACAAAUGGUGGGUUGGUAUCAAACCAUGGAGUCAAGUGCAGAGCCUUGGAUGUUGCCAAUUCGCCUCCGGGGUUGGCUGGGACAAAGUUUCAGCUUGAUGAUGUGAUCGAGGCGCAGCAGUUUGACAGAGAAACACUUAGUGCGAUAUUUGCAGUGGCGCGUGAAAUGGAAAUGAUCGAGAAGAAUUCAACCGGUAGCCAGCUCCUGAAAGGUUAUCUGAUGGCCACCCUUUUUUACGAACCCUCAACCAGAACUAGGCUUUCUUUCGAGUCUGCCAUGAAACGUUUAGGAGGAGAAGUUUUGACCACAGAAAAUGCGCGAGAGUUUUCUUCAGCUGCAAAAGGAGAAACACUUGAAGAUUCUAUAAGGACUGUUGAAGGCUAUUCAGAUAUAAUUGUCAUGAGACAUUUUGAAAGUGGUGCUGCUAAAAGAGCAGCAGCUACAGCCAAUAUUCCCAUCAUUAAUGCUGGAGAUGGUCCAGGGCAGCAUCCAACUCAGGCUCUCCUGGAUGUGUAUACCAUUGACCGAGAGAUUGGGAAGCUUGAUGGAAUCAAAGUCGGAUUAGUUGGAGAUCUUGCUUACGGUAGAACAGUUCGUUCUCUGGCUUAUUUACUUGCGAAAUACCAUGACGUCAAAAUCUACUUUGUCUCACCUGAUGUUGUGAAAAUGAAGGAUGAUAUAAAGGAUUAUCUGACCUCAAAUGGGGUGGAAUGGGAGGAAAGUGCUGACCUAAUGGAUGUUGCUUCAAAGUGUGAUGUUGUAUAUCAAACCCGUAUACAACGUGAAAGAUUUGGAGAAAGAACCGAUCUCUAUGAAGAAGCUAGAGGCAAGUACAUCGUGGAUAAGAAUGUUUUGAAUGUGAUGCAAAAACAUGCAGUAGUGAUGCAUCCACUACCCAGGCUUGACGAGAUAACCGUGGAGGUAGACCAAGAUCCAAGAGCUGCGUAUUUCAGACAAGCAAAGAAUGGUCUUUACAUCAGAAUGGCUCUUUUGAAGCUGUUACUUCUUGGUUGGUAA
Oldenlandia corymbosa var. corymbosa is the source of this 1224-nucleotide messenger RNA. The record is from the annotation of a GenBank genome assembly. Lineage: Eukaryota; Viridiplantae; Streptophyta; Magnoliopsida; Gentianales; Rubiaceae.